AUGUGCCAGGGAGGAGCAGGGAGAGUACAGAAUAUGGCAGUGAAAGGACUUUCACUGCUAGCACCAGUGACAAUCCAUCACAGGAUGUAAGAACCGAGCAGUUCAAUCACAGUGUAACCUACACUGAUAAAUCUGCACAAGAUGAUAGCAAGUGUGUGGUUUCUCAAAGGAACUAUAAAGACGCAGCUCGAAAACAGAGAGAUAAUGCUCGGUCUACAUUGUCAACCGGAAGAGGAAAUGGAAGGCACAAAUCCACCUACAUGUUUAGCAAGAACAUGGUUCCACGAUUUUCAGAUAGCCCAUUUAUGAAACCGAGACUGAAUAUGCAAACAGCUUUUGCUUCUAGUUCGCUGAAAUGUUCAGGAGAUGAAAGAGAAAGAGUUGCAGCUAAUAUUCCUGAAGGUGAAGCAAGUAGUAGCAAAUGGGAAAGUGUAAAAGAUGAGAAGAAUGAUCAUGAGAUAGUUUGGCCUCCUAUGGUUCUAAUUGCAAAUACAAGGCUUAAGAAAGAUGAGAAUAACAAGUGGAUUGGCAUGAAAAGUCAAGAGCUAUUAGACUUGUUCAGCUCUAGACUUGUUCAGCUCAUAUGAUGCCAUUGUUAAGGCUCAAAACUCUUACAAUUGGCAAGGACAUUGCGGUUUAAGUAUCUUGAUUUUUGAGAGCUCAGCAAAGGGGUAUUUAGAGGCAGAGCGCCUGCAUAAGCAUUUUGCAGAGGAACGGAAAGAUAGAUAUGCUUGGACUCAUCGGCCGGUCUAUUUCCUACCCAGUGGAAAGCGCCAACUUUAUGGUUUCAUGGCAUUGAAAGAAGACGUGGAUAGCUUUAAAGGUAAGCGUAAGCUGAAAUAUGAAAUGAGAUCAUACCAAGAAAUGGUGGUAAACCAAAUUAGGCAAAUGAGUAAAGACAACUAUCAGCUUCUCUGGUUGAAGAACAGAGUUGCUGAGCAGCAAAGGCAUGUGGAAGUUCUUGAAGAAUCUAAUACUAUGUAUAAGGAGAAGCUGCAAAUGGUAACCAGGGAUAUGGAUAUUUUGAGAAGUAAGGCCAAUGUGCAUCAUGGGCAGACAAUGGAAGAGAUGCAAUUUCUAGAGCAAUUUUACGAGGACAAAAUCAGAAAUCUUGAAUCAGGAAAUGACAAAGAUGGAGAUUUUGACGAGAUAAAGAGUGGGCAAGAGCAAGAGUUAGUAAACAUUCAAGACACUGAAAAUGAAACACAAGAAGUAGCAGAGAUUCCUAGGUUGCCAGAACGAGAAGAAAUUACGAAACCUGAAAUUGCAAGGGAAAGAGCAAGUGCAAGUUCAGAAUUUUCUGGGAGACCCGGGGAAAAGCCGGUAGUUAGCGAUUAUCGGUCCAUGUUUGAGAUGUCAUGGAAAGAUCUUGCCAUCCCAGUUCUUAGUGCUUCAAUCCCCAUACUACUGAAAAUUAUUAGGUAGCCCCAGAGCAUAAUUCUCUCCUCCCCCUUUCACAUUCUGCAAGUGAGUCUACAUUUUUGUGAAAGGAAUGGAGCAACUAUCGAUCGCUGAUCUUAAUAUGUAUUGAAAACAAAAAUUUAUCCCGAUUUGUACUUAUGGUUAAACAUCAACUAUUUGAAUGUUAUUAUAAAUUAGACUCUCCGAUUUCUUUGGCAAA
This is a messenger RNA of Jatropha curcas, 1621 nucleotides long. Lineage: Eukaryota; Viridiplantae; Streptophyta; Magnoliopsida; Malpighiales; Euphorbiaceae. The record is from RefSeq and is a predicted model, not a curated record.